Molecule: messenger RNA, 1305 nt
Organism: Conger conger (European conger)
Lineage: Eukaryota; Metazoa; Chordata; Actinopteri; Anguilliformes; Congridae
Product: gap junction alpha-3 protein-like
Exons: 1
Coding region: 1-1305 (434 amino acids)
Biological process (GO): cell communication
Cellular component (GO): connexin complex
Source: RefSeq, a predicted model, not a curated record
AUGGGUGACUGGAGCUUUCUGGGGCGGCUGCUGGAGAACGCACAGGAACAUUCGACGGUGAUCGGCAAGGUGUGGCUGACGGUCCUCUUCAUCUUCAGGAUCCUGGUCCUGGGGGCGGCGGCCGAGGACGUGUGGGGCGACGAGCAGUCGGACUUUACCUGCAACACCCAGCAGCCCGGGUGCGAGAACGUCUGCUACGACGAGGCCUUCCCCAUCUCCCACAUCCGCUUCUGGGUGCUGCAGAUCAUCUUCGUCUCCACGCCCACCCUCAUCUACCUGGGCCACGUGCUGCACAUCGUCCGCAUGGAGGAGAAGCGGAAGGAGAGGGAGGAGGAGCUGCGGAAGAUCCGGCUGCAGCGGGAAAAGGAGCUCCUCUUGAAGAACGGGGGUGGUGGCAAGAAGGAGAGGCUGCCGAUCAGAGACGAGCACGGGAAAAUCCGCAUCAGGGGCGCCCUGCUGCGCACCUACGUGUUCAACAUCAUUUUCAAGACACUGUUCGAGGUGGGCUUCAUCCUGGGCCAGUACUUCCUCUACGGCUUCCAGCUGCGGCCGCUGUAUAAGUGCGCCCGCUGGCCCUGCCCCAAUACAGUAGACUGCUUCAUCUCCAGGCCCACGGAGAAGACCAUUUUCAUCCUAUUUAUGCUUGUGGUGGCUUGCGUGUCCCUUUUGCUGAAUUUGUUAGAGAUCUAUCACCUGGGAUGGAAGAAGGUCAAGCAGGGCAUGACCAACGAGUGUGCACUGCCCUGCCCUGACCCAGAGUCUGAGCCCGAUCCUGCUGCCCCAAUCCCCGUCCCGAGAACUGCGCCCCAUAUCCACUGCUACCCACCCAACUACACGGACAUGACUGUGGCAGAGAGCGGGGUGUACCCAUCACCAGUGGGGCCCAUGGCUGACUUCAAAAUGGAGGACCCACAGGACCUGAUCUCCUCCUUCUACACCAGCAACAACAACAACAGCCACCAGCAGCAACAGGCCUCGGAGCAGAACUGGGCCAACCGGGCCACUGAAAGGCUGCUGACUCUGGAGAGGAAGCCCAAAUCCCCCUGCCCCUCCAAACCCUCUUCCUCCCCCUCGUCCCCCUCCCCAAAUCCCUCUCCCAUCUCUGAUUGCAGUAUCCAUAGUGACCAGCCACAGCAGCAGCCACCAGCCAAGGACGACGGCGAGCAGUUACCGCCAGACAAGGGCUGUGUCACCACCUUGGUGGAGAUGCAUGAGGCGCCCCUGGUUGCCAUGGAUACCCGGCGACUGAGUCGGGCCAGCAAGACCAGUAGCGUCAGGGCCAGACCAAAUGACCUGGCCAUCUAG